Messenger RNA from Geodia barretti, 648 nucleotides. Lineage: Eukaryota; Metazoa; Porifera; Demospongiae; Tetractinellida; Geodiidae. The record is from the annotation of a GenBank genome assembly.
AUGAAUUUCGGCUGUCCGGCCACACGAAGGUCCGUUCACGUGCCACGUCAUGGCCUGGCUGCGCACCUGCCAGUGGUCAAACGCAUCCUGCCGGCAAUCCGCAAGGCCGUGUCCAUCCCCUUCACCUGCAAGUUCCGCACUGGUUGGGAUGACAAAUCCAUCAUUGUUCGGCAAAUGGGUCAGCUUGCCGAGGACUGUGGACUGCAGGGAGUCUCCCUCCAUGGCCGAACCAGGCAGCAGGGCUACUCGGGUGCCGCAAACUGGGACCUGAUUGCAGACCUGAAACAGUCCGUGAACAUACCGGUCAUUGGCAAUGGUGAUGUGUUCUCGCCGGAAGACUGCGUCAGGAUGUUCACUCACACCGGUUGCGACGGAGUCAUGAUUGGUCGCGCCGCCUCAACCAAUCCAUGGAUCUUUUCCCAGAUUCGGCAGUACAUUGCCAGUGGCAAGUACGAGCAACCCACCCAACAGCAACGCUACGAGAUGCUCAGGGACUACUACCAGUUGCUGUUGUCUGAAUCCGACAAGAUUUCAGGAACGGCGGUUCGGCUAGCUGAGUCAGUUUGCGACCUUGACGUCACCGGGCAUGCACAUGGCGCGGAACUGCGCAAAGGUGUGUGCCUCGCUCAUGUACUGCUGACGAUGUGA